AUGAAGCUCUCCGCCGUUCUUGCUCUUUCUUCCACUGUCCGCGCUCAGGACCUUGACCUUGCCGAUCUCCUCGAAGGCCUCGAAGGCAUCGACCUCGGCGAUUAUGGACUAACCCCUGACAUGUUCGCGGAGUCUGUGGCAGAUUCAGCAACGGAUGACCAACUCGGAGAAGCUGCCCUUGACUCGGCUUUAGCUGCUUCAGCGGCCGCAGCUGAGCUCACUGGGGAGAGAUAUUUCGGAGUGGUCCAAGCCACCACGACUCAAACGACCCCGUCGACGACGACUAGCACCACGUACCAGAAGACGGGUUGUUUCAAGUGCGAUCAGAUGACCAUGGCUGAAUGCGCAGCGCUUGGGCAGUUCCAAUAUUGCGAAGGUGAAGCCUCCAUGUGUUUUAUUGAACUGAGAGAGGUCAACCAGCAAGUCAACCAGCUCUGCACCGGCUGCAAGAACUCCCAAGCCUGCCACGACCUCCAGCAGCAAAACUUCCUCGGCGGUCAGUACCACACCGACCAGUGCCGACCUCAUUACAUCGAGCAACGGCCGAGCAUUCGCUCCCCACGAGGCCAGUCCACCUGCCGCCAGUGCUUCAAGCAGUGCGAAUUCAACGAAAACACUGGGGUAUCUGAUGGCAUGUGCUUCAUGGGACACGAUUCUCAGUUCGCCGAUGCGGGCACCAACACCUUUGAUUCUGGAGCCACCGAUGCUAAUAACGCCGCGUUCUUUGGAAAUCGAUUGAUUCGAUACGAUCAAGCCACCAUCGCCAACAACUUCCUUACGAACACGGCUCAUCCCCUCUACGGCUACACCGGAGGUGCCAGCACCGUUGGUUUCGGAAUUCCAACCGGUGCGAUCGUCGAAAGCGGCCACGCAGGAGCUACUUCCAUCCCCGGAAAUGCUGCUGAUACUGUUUGGAACUUGUACUUUGCCUCUGGAGCCGAUGGUGGAAACACUGGCAAAACAUAUCCAGCAGCCAUCACCGCCUCUGCUCAAGGACAAGAGCAGCGACGAAUGGCGUACUGGGGCGUUUUGGGAGCCACGCGAGCUUGGUGGGCGUCUGAUCUUGUCGCUAUUCAGAACAGCGUUGCUGCCGCUCCUGCUGGAGACAAGACCACCAUCAUCGCUGUUGUCUAA
Molecule: messenger RNA, 1134 nt
Organism: Oikopleura dioica
Lineage: Eukaryota; Metazoa; Chordata; Appendicularia; Copelata; Oikopleuridae
Source: the annotation of a GenBank genome assembly